Messenger RNA from Meloidogyne enterolobii, 3312 nucleotides. The record is from the annotation of a GenBank genome assembly. Lineage: Eukaryota; Metazoa; Nematoda; Chromadorea; Rhabditida; Meloidogynidae.
AUGAAUUUAAUUCAUGUUGAAUCAAUUAAUGAAAGUGCUGAUAUUCCACUUGAAUUUAGCAAUAAUUUGGAUGAAACUGGACAAAGUCGAGAACAAGAAAAAAGCCCCUACCUUCCUUAUGAUCCAGACAAAUUUUCUCUAGCUCACUUUUAUCGUCCACAAAAUGAUGUUGUUGCCUCUUGGAUUGUGCAAGCAGGGAUGGAAGGAAUUGAUAGAUAUGAAAUUUCUUCUCGUUUGGGAAUUGAUGCUGACACAAAACCUGGGAAUAGACUUGUCUCUACUUCAAUACAUAGCACUGUGAGAAAUCGAGAAAAAUAUUUUGGGGAAUUUCAAAAGACGGAAGGACGUUUUAGAGUCAAAAAAUAUUUUUUUAAAUGUGCCCAAAAUGAGGCGGGAGGGGAAUUAUAUGUUAAAUAUAGUCAACGUUUCAAGGAAUUAACUGGUGUGGAUUGCCCUUUUCGGUUUGGCGAUUUACUGAAAUUUCCUGGAUACAAUUUAAACACACUUCGCAUUACUGACAUUACUUUAAAAAGAUUAAUUCAAAUUCUUGAAUAUUUAAAAGAAGUAAAAGCUGUGUUAACUAAUAUACGUCUACAAACAUAUAUUACUUUUCUUGAACAAAAUGAAGGAUAUCAAUUUUCGAUUGACAGAAAAUCUAUUAAAAAAUUACUUUUGGCUUUGUUACAAAAAAAGUUUAUAAAUAUUCUGAAAUUGGAAGUUCUUGAAAAUGGAAUUGCUCAAACGGUUUAUUUUUUAACUUUAUUGCCAUUAGGUUUAAGGUUGCCGUUUUCGAGUAGGGCCGACGGUCGAAUUGAUGUCAUCACAGUUCCAGAAAUUACUUCAAUUGGUGAUGCCCAUGUUUCUGAAGUUUUAGAAAAAACAAUGGCUGAAUUCAAAGAGCAAAAUAAAAGUUUUCCUUCUGGGCAUCAAUUAAAAAGAGAACGUCCAGUUGUUGAACCAAAAGUUGUGGUACAGGUCGAGGAAGAUAGUCCACUUAAAAAGGAGCAGAGUCAUGAUGUUGUCAUGCUUGAAGAACAAGAGCAAACAUCCUCAACUCCCCCUAUUAGUGGUUCUUUACUACACAAAACAUUUUCAACUGUUGAACGUCUUCAAGCAUACCAUAAAUAUGGGAAGAAAGGUGCCAAUCCAUAUUCAAUACUCUCUUCGAAAACAAUAAAUAAUUUGGUUGAAUCUGCCAAACAAAGAAGAAUAAGCAAAAUAGUCCACAAAAGAAACCCAAAGAAAACUGUCAAAAUAGAAAUACCAAAGGAUGCAGAAGAAACUGGAAGUACUUCAGUUGAUGAUAGUAGUUCUCCAACAAAAAGUAUUCAAAGCAAAACUGAACCUACAAAAAGACAUUAUUCACAAAAUGCUCGGUUAAUGGAUAAUGUUGACAGAAUUAGUCUUCAACACAAAUCUUAUUUGCGAAGUAGAUUUUCACAGAGAGAACGGGAUAUGUUACUUCUCAUUCGUGCCUCCAGUUUUUUCUUAAAUCCAGUUUCAAAAUUUUGGCCACAUCCAAAAGUUAUGCGCAAUCUCAUGCAUGAAUUUGUUCCAGAAUCUCGUACAAAAACAACUUAUUCUCUUAUGGCUGCCGGUGUUAGAGAAUUAAAAGACAGACAAGAUCAGCACCAAUAUAUUGUUAAAACAUUGGCUAGUUUUAAAGAUUUGCUGAAUUUGAGGAAUCGUUUGGUCGUAAUGAAUUUGUCUAAAGAACCUAUCAAAGAGGGAGAUGAUUUAAAACCCAAAGAUUUAUUUUUUAUUGAUGCUUUUCGGACUGCUUAUAAAUUGUUAUUUAGGGAAUCAGAUGAUUGUCCAUCUAUUUAUGCUAGUGAUCAAGAAUUUCGAAAUCAUCUGAAUAAAAACAAACUUCACUUCAUUCAAGUAGCAUCAGACGAUAAAACAGCUUAUGCCCCAACUCGUUCUCACCCACCUAAAAGUGUUGAAGAGAUUCGAGAGCGUGUAGCAUUUAAUGCUGUUAUGUCGGCUCUGUUAAGUGAAAAUGGAACUGAAAAAACUUUUGAAGGGCAAAAAACACAAAUAGAACCUUCAACAAGUGAUACUGGAGGAAAUUAUUUAUCUAGUGGAGGAGUGGAAUUUACAAAUUUUCUUCUUCAACAAAUUGAACCUUCGAUAUUAUCUAAUACAAUAGAGAAUAUUCGCAGUGAUGGUUUAAUCACAAAAAAUCGUAUAUUUGGUUCUAAAACAACAGGAACAGACGAUAAACAAUCGAAAGAUUUGGGAGAAAGUGGAGUUGAGCAAUCACCUCAAAAAUCUGUCGACACUCAAGAGACUUCUUACAGUGCAAGAAAAUCUGUUCGACUCACGCAAUUUUAUCAUCAUUAUUUUGAAUCAACUUUACAUACAAAUUUAAAGAAAAAUAUUUUGGAUACAACAACAAAAUUUAUUGAAAACAAACCAAACAAGAAAAAUGAUUUUGGAGAAUUUGAAAAUCCUGGGGAAUUUAUUAUUUUGGCGAAUUUAGCUUGUGAUUCUAGACCGUUAAAUAUUGAUAUGACUAUUCCAGAAUCAUUUGAUGCAUUAUUUAAAUUAAAUAAAAGUAGUGAUGGACCUUCAACUUCUAAUACGGUGAAAGAAGAAGAAACACAUUUCAAAAUAAACGCCACAAAACAAUUACGUUAUCUAGAAGACAGUGAAUUAUGCAUUGAACGACUUAAAAUUCGUCCAACAACAUUAAAUGAAUCUAUUUUCUCUACAAUACGUGGAAUGCCACAAUUUGAAGAUUUGUUACCUUUUGAAAAAUUUAUUCCAGCAGAAAAGAUGGAUUUAAUAGAGAAUUCGGAAAAUAAUGCACCAAUUAAUCCCCAAAAUUUGGAUGAAUUUAAUAUAAAUUUAAAUCUUUUAAUAAAAGAAACUUUAAUUUUUCCUUGCGGUGUUGAAAAAAGAUUUUUUGUGAGCACAAGGAAUGGACGUGCAUGGCUUUUAAAAACUAAGGAAGGAACUGGAUUUGUUGCUAAACCUUGGUUGCUGCCUUCAGGCGAGAUAAAUUGGAAGGUGUUAAGACGAGUUUUGGAAGGUAUAUUUUGGCAUAUUUAUGCAAACCCUGGAAUUUUAAUUGAUGAUUUAACUUCUCGUUUUGUUUAUGUAUUACAACCUGUUUUGUUACAUGGACUUGUUGAAAUGUUGGAAAAACUUGGAUGUUGUAAAAUUAUUACAAAAACUUUACAUUCACAAAGAAAAUCUUCCCCAUUUUCAAGCGCAAAAACUCCACAAAAAAUUCAAUUUGUCCAGCCUAGCCCUAAUGGAAUGGAAAGACUUAUUUUAUUUAAAAAUGGAAUUUCUAGUGAAUAA